Messenger RNA from Monosiga brevicollis MX1, 1560 nucleotides. RefSeq lists its product as uncharacterized. The record is from RefSeq and is a predicted model, not a curated record. The transcript has 4 exons. Bases 1 to 1560 code for a protein of 519 amino acids. Gene Ontology annotation, molecular function: protein binding. Lineage: Eukaryota; Choanoflagellata; Craspedida; Salpingoecidae.
AUGGCCAUGGGUGAGAAUGUCUGUCGGCAUCACGGCUGCGACGCGCUGAGCUUUGAGUGCGCUCUCACCGAAAAUUUUAUCUUCGCUCUGCACGAUAGCCGAGAAAGUAUUCACUGCGCCGCUUUUGUUGGCCACGCUGGCUUGGUUCACCUCCUGGCCCGCUACGGAGCUGACCCGUGCACCACGGAUUCGGACGGCAUUGCUCCAUUGCACUGGGCUGCCGCUGGUAACCAGCUGGAGACGGUACAAGCACUUGUCGACAGCGGCGCUGACGUCAAUCAACUGGAAGGCACGGAGACGGCCCGAGUGGCUCUGGACUAUGCCCAAUUAGGGGAUGGUACCACACCCUUUACUGAGCUGGUGACUUACUUGCAGGCACAGGGCGCCCGUUCAUCCGCUGAGGAUUGGCAGUCACUUGACACGCAUCUAGCUGCCACGCGCAUUCAGGCGGCAUGGCGCGGCCACCGUGUUCGCCGCAAUCGACAAAGCUCGAGCAAGCCGUCCACCGCCAAAAAACGCAAGUCUGUGCGCUUCAGCCGCACAGAGAGCACCAGCUCGAGGAAUCUUGAGACCCGGGCGCUGCGCCCUCGCGGAGCUGGGCCCACUCGCGCACCAAACGACAGCCGGCACAGCAGCGACAACACAACAGCAAGCAGCCCUCGAACCAGCUCAGGGUCGCGCUCGUCCAACUUGAGCCCUCGCAGCUCGGUUUCAGGAUUCCAGCAAGAAUCAGGCGGCGCUCGGCGCAUUAGCGUACAGAGUCCCCGCGCCCGUUCACAAAGAGAUAGCCAGCAAUCUGGCCCCCUGUCUCCGACCUCCCUGCGCAGCGAGAGAAGUUCAGCUCAAGUUGAAGGGAUCAAGGGUAAGACAGCUGCCUUGACGGAAGAAAAUCUGGCCCAUGAGCAGAGUCCGCCGGUUUGUUCGCCAGACAGUCCCACGAGACAGGUGACGAGCCCCGGUACGAAAGCCUCCCGCCGGAAGCGGCGGUCAAAGGCGGACGCAGCUCCCACUGCCUCACACUCAACCAGCGCCAAUUUGUCAGAGGAGAAGGCUGAAGAAGCCUCGCCGCCCGCGCCAGAGAGUCACGAGGAUGCUGAGGAUCCUGCAUCAGAGUCACUAGUCCCUGCCCCACCAUCCAUCGCGUCUCCUGAAGUGGACGAGGUUCAAAAGACCUUGGCCGCCCUGCGGGUUCGCCAUCACCACAUGCUGGCAGAGCGACGCCGGCGCGAGGCAGUUUACCAGCGCGUACGUGCUGCUGAGACAAUUCAACGGUGCUGGCGCCGUUUUAAUCUGGACGUGCAUGGUUGCCUGCCAUCUCGCCACGCCAGCACGUUGCGGCAACAGCAAGACACUCGCGUGAGCAAAAUUUACACUCUAAAGCCGCGUGGCACCCGCUCGUAUCGACCCAAGCCGCGAGGACCCGUGCGCCAGCAUACAAGCCUGCCCCCCAUCCAAACCCCUGUCGUGCGAAGCAUGAACUCGGCCAUCAAGACGUAUGUGCGUCAGCCGGCGCCACAGCGGCGGCGCCCCUCGUGGACUCCGGCAUCAACCAUGUCGUAA